Messenger RNA from Rhodamnia argentea, 1576 nucleotides. RefSeq names its product cytochrome P450 716B1-like. Lineage: Eukaryota; Viridiplantae; Streptophyta; Magnoliopsida; Myrtales; Myrtaceae. Gene Ontology annotation, biological process: sterol metabolic process. The record is from RefSeq and is a predicted model, not a curated record. Gene Ontology annotation, molecular function: iron ion binding; heme binding; monooxygenase activity. Bases 74 to 1501 code for a protein of 475 amino acids. The transcript is spliced from 4 exons.
GACAAGAGUCAAGAGCUAUAUCUCUCUUGCUCUUGCUUUCCCCUCAUCACCACACGCACCCCCUGCCGCAACAAUGAACAUUCUGAUCGCUCUUCUCCUCUUUCUUCUACCAGUUCUCUUGCUGUUGAGCUGGAGAAGAAGAGGAUCGUCGAGAAAGCUGCCUCCGGGAUCACUGGGAAUCCCCGUGAUUGGCCAGAGCAUUGGCCUGCUCCGAGCCAUGAGGACGAACACGGGCGAGAAAUGGGUCCGAGAAAGAGCGAGGAAGUACGGACCGAUCUCGAAGCUCACCCUCUUCGGCAAACCGACGGUGUUCAUUCACGGGCAAGCGGCGAACAAGUUCGUGUUCCACGGAGACGGCAGCAUGGUCGCCAACAAGCAGACAUCGUCCGUUCGUGCGAUUCUGGGAGACCGCAAUCUGCUGGAGCUCGGUGACCAGGAUCACAAACGGGUGAGAGACUCUUUCAUGUCGUUCUUGAGACCGGAAUCGCUGAAGCAGUACGUGGGGAAAAUGGAUGGAGAAGUCAGAGAGCACAUCGAGUUGCACUGGCAGGGGAAGGAAAAAGUGUCGGUGUUGCCCCUGAUGAAAAUCCUUACAUUCAAUAUCAUAUGCUCUCUUCUUUUUGGUGUGGAGGAGAGAGCUGAAAGAGAGAAAUUCCUGAAAAAUUUCCAAGAAAUGAUAGAGGGGAUGUGGUCAAUACCAGUGAAGCUGCCGUUCACGCGCUACAACCGGAGCCUCCGUGCAAGCUCCAGGGUCCAAAGUAUGUUGAAGGAACUUGUACAAAAGAAGAAGGUGAAACUAGAGCAGUGCGCUGCAACUCCUCAUCAAGAUUUGAUCACAUGCUUGUUAAGCAAGCGCAAUGAAGGAAAUGAGCGAGCUGUGACUGACAAGGAAAUUCUGCACAAUAUCAUGCUGGUCAUGGUUGCUGGACAUGAUACCUCAUCGGUUCUCAUAACUUUCAUGCUGCGUCUUCUAUCUAAGAAUCCUGCUGUUUAUGAAGCAGUUCUUCAAGAACAAGAAGACAUAGCAAGAAGCAAGAAUUCAGGAGAACCAUUAGCGUGGGAAGACCUUGCCAGGAUGAAGUACACAUGGAGAGUGGCCAUGGAAACCCUGAGGAUGGUUCCACCCAUUUUUGGUGGCUUCAGGUUAGCCUUAAAGGAUAUCGACUAUGGCGGAUACCUCAUUCCUAAAGGCUGGCAAAUCUUCUGGGCAUCGAACAUGACACACAUGGAUGAGGUCAUAUUCCCGGAGCCAGCAAAGUUCGAUCCUGCUAGAUUUGAAAACCAGUUGUCGGUACCACCCUACAGCUUCAUUCCUUUCGGAGGGGGGCCUCGGAUAUGCCCGGGAAACGAAUUCGCGAGGAUCGAAACCCUUGUUGCAAUCCAUCAUCUGGUCACUCAGUACUCCUGGGAGUUAUGUUCAGAUGAUCAUUACAUUAGGGACCCCAUGCCAGUACCUUCUCAAGGACUGCUGCUCCGGAUUGCGCCAAAGAAACAGAAAUGAAGCACGAGUCUUUGCUUGGCUAUCCAGGACUUUCACCGUGCCCCUCUCCAGGAUCCAAGCAAUCUUCCUUAUCGU